CCAAUGUAGCCUAUACUUUGUAUAUGAUAGCGACUUGCCGCGAGCAUAGCAGACUAGCUUCCAGCAAACUAGUCUGCUUCUUCAUUAUUUUUUCCCACCAUAUAAGCCCUUUUCAAACAUGUACUGUGAAUUCUUAAUGAAUCGUGAGUAUCCUGAUAUCAAUACUAAGCUGAAAAAUCCUGAUUCAUAUUCACCGAAUCGUAUCUCCGGGAGAGAUUCUCAAAAUAUUUUCUGGAGAUCAUGCGAAAGGGGGCUACAGGCUACUUUAGUACAUUUUGUUAUAAUGGACAUGUACAAAAUAGUGAAGUCAGGAUUUAUUUACGUGGCUAAACAAAAAUGUUUUUUUACAGGAUCAAUAUGCUGCAAUAGCAGAUGUUGCGCAAUCUCUAGUCACCCUUCUAGCGGCAAGAAAUCCAUCACGACCUGAAGGCACCGCUCAAGGUCAAGGCGGGAGGGGGCAACCAACCAUUCAGGAAAGGCAACCACCUCUUAGCAUUCAGCCCAUAGCCGGGACAAGUCAGCCACAGACCGUGCAGAGUGACAUGCAAAGGUCAUCUCCCGGGUUCUUUAGGCGGGAAGCGGUUAGAGCAAAAAAACGCCCUGCAGCUUUAUCCAAGCUUUCUCCAGCCAUUGCCGUGAAGUACAUACGUUUACAGUUCUUCCUCAUGCCUGGCCCCACGGAUCGAUCUCCUCGAAAACAAGAAGAAGUGCAACUCCUUGAGGCAGGCAUGGGAAAGAGAACAGUAACUGUUUUGGAAAAUGCUUCGCAUGAUGAGAUUGUCAGUCAACUUGAGGAGAAAUACUCCAAGUUGAAGAACUUGUCUGGAGGCUGGCUUUGCUACAAAGCAUCAGGCGGACAAGGACAAAGAAAAUUAAACCUUGUUACAACAGAGUCGGAGGGCUACAACGCACGACUGCUCAAGAACGUGAGCAUAAAUGGGAAGCACAUACUCUACGUUGUCCCGCUUCAAGAGCGUCUUGAUGAGACGCCACUCCCCCAUGAUGCUCCAGAAUUCGAGAGAAUGCCAAAGUCCACAUGCCAAAAGUGUGGCAUAAUUAUGCCGCUGCAGUUCCUGGCCCUGCACAUUACGUCUUGCAAUGUGGAAGAUAACAGUGAUGAGCCAGAAAUGAGCAGUAUUGAAGAGGUCCGGGACAAUACUACAGAAAUAUGUCCAAUAUGUGGACAAAACUUUCCCACAGAGGACAUACAAUUCCAUGCCAGCUUUUGUGGAGAUGGAAUUUCAGCAAACAGCAGUCGGUUUCAGGAUGAUGUUGCUGGCGAAGGGACUUCUGGGACAAAUAAUCUCUGGCAACAAGGGUCCAGUCAUACAGUGCCACAAAGCUCCACUGUUACAGUCAAUCUUGACGAACCAGAAUGGAAGGAAACACUCAAUGCCUCAAGUGCAGCAACACAGUUUAGAAGAUGUUUGUUGAGAGAGCAAGAGCUGGAGACACCUAUUCGCUUCUCAAUGGACCUAGCAUCAGAUGUUGGAGACAGAGAAAAGGCAGUUCUCGCUUUCUACAAGAUCAAGAGAACAAAAUGGGCUGCCCCACUUCACUGUGUGCUCGAAGGUGAUGCAGCAAUAGGUGAUGGCGUAAGUCGCUAUUUCCUCAGCUUUGCCAUGAACGCUUUACAGUCCGGAUUCAGCAUAAAUUUUGGUAAUGCUGAUGUGACGAUGCUCUUUGAGGGGCAAAAGGAUCACCUCAUCCCCUGCGCAUCACAGCCACUAUUGGACUCUGACCUAUUUAUGAUGGCAGGCAGAAUGGUGGGGCAUUCCUUCAUUCCCGGUGGCCCAGGUUUGGCAGGCAUCAGUCCUGCUGUCGUCCAUAUGCUCCUAGGGGGGCAAUUGGAGACAGCAACAUUGGUCCUGGAGGAUUGCCCUGAUCUUGAUCAGAGGAACACUAUCCACUCGGUACCCCCAUUGAAAGGGUGA
Gadus chalcogrammus (walleye pollock) is the source of this 1934-nucleotide messenger RNA. RefSeq lists its product as uncharacterized. The transcript is spliced from 11 exons. NCBI's taxonomy places the organism in Eukaryota, Metazoa, Chordata, Actinopteri, Gadiformes, Gadidae. Gene Ontology annotation, molecular function: ubiquitin-protein transferase activity. The coding region runs from base 543 to 1934 and encodes 463 amino acids. The record is from RefSeq and is a predicted model, not a curated record.